AAAUAAAGCCCAACAAGCGAACCCCGUCUCUGUGCAAUUCCUCAUCUUUUCUCUUCGUUUUACUCCAAAAGCAAGCUCCGUCGCCGCCGCCGGAGAACGACCGCCGGUUUCUUUGUAGUCCUGAUGUCGACGGGGUCAGACAUGGAUACGGAUACUGUUAAUAGCGUUAAUGCUUCGAGUUCCGGUGGUGGGAACGAACUUCCAUCGGAAACCCUAGUGGACAAAGUGAGCGGGGAAGUUCAGGUGGGGGUUGAGGAGGUGGAACACGGGGCUAGGGAUGAACUGGAAGCCGGAGUCUCUUCUGAACAGGGUUGUGGCAGCUCGGUUUCAGCUGGGGAUGAUACGAUGGACAAGAGAAGUGAAUGUACUGAUCUGGAGAGGAAAACAGACGCUGUAAAUAGAGGGUUUGAUUUAGAAGCAGAGACCCAAAACGUAGACGUGGAGAUUAAAUGCUGUGAAAAGAAGUUCCCCAGUGGUAGCGGUGAGAUAUUGAUGGCAAACAACAAGGAGACAAUGGCUGAAAAGGAUUCUGAUGGGAUCCGUAGUAAGCUUUUGGCUGAUAAGGAAGCAGAAGAAAACAGUCAUGAUGCAAUGGAACAAGAGACAAUCCGCUCUGACAGUAUUAAUCCCGGUGAUGAGAGGGAUUCUGAUGUUAGACUUCAAGAUUCGUGUUCACACGGAAAUGUUAAUGGGCAAAUACAUCUCGAUAGGUCAGAAACGGAAGAUAUGGAAAUUGAGGAUAAGGAAGGUAAGCCAGCUGCAGGUUUGAAGCUGUACAAGAGCGAGGAUGCAAAGCCAAAUUUCAGUGACUCAGAUUUGGUUUGGGCAAAAGUGAGGAGCCAUCCGUGGUGGCCGGGACAGAAAUUUGAUGCCUCGGAUGCAUCAGAAAAAGCAAAGAAGUACUUUAAGAAAGGCACUUCCUUGGUAACUUAUUUUGGGGAUCACACCUUUGCUUGGAAUGACCCAUCCCGGAUAAAGCCAUUCCAUCAGCAUUUCUCACAGUUGGAGAAGCAGAGCAACUUGGCUGAGUUCCGCCAUGCUAUUGACUGUGCAUUGGAGGAAGUUUCUCGGAGGACAGAGUUUGGUUUAGCCUGUCCUUGUAUCUCGGAGGAAGUAUAUAACAAGAUCAAGACUCAGAACGUAAUAAAUCCUGGCAUUCGAGAAGAAUCGAGUGUAAGAGAAGGUGGAGAUAGUAUCUCAAGUGCAUCUUUCUUUGAACCUGCUAAACUUGUUGAGUAUAUAAAGAUUAUAGCAUGUACUCCUAGCUACAGUCUGACUGAUAAACUGCAUUUCACAAGUCAUCGAGCUCAGUUAUUGGCUUUUCACCGAUGGAAAGGUUAUCCCGAUCUUCCUCAGUUCGAAAAACUUCGUGGAUCUGUAGAGUCUGCACCAAAGGUUGCUCCUCCAGGAGUGAACAAGGAUAUAUCUCAAGUGGCUAAACCGAAAACUGUUGAACAAGUGUCUUCUGAAAAGAGAAGGAUAGAAGAGAACAACGAGUCUGGUCAAAAGCAAAGGGGUGAGUCUGACGAUAGAACUGGUCGGAAUAAAAAGGAGAAAACUUUGAUAGAGUUCAUUGCUGAAAAACGCCGGAGUAAAAGUAAAGGGAGUGGAGCAGAUGACAAAUCUGAUGGUAAGCAGUUUCCUGACAGGAAACGCAAGGCAGAGUUUUCAGAAUCUGACAAGUCAAUUAAGAGGAUCAAGAAGAACAAUCUACCAUUGGAGGAUCUGAUAUCUCAAGAUUCUGCAAAAAAAGAUAGGAAAGGAAACUUGUCAGGAGGUGAUACUAAUAAACCACAGAAGCCUAAACCAGUCUUUGGAAUUGGAGCUAGCAUACUUAGGGUGGCGAGCCAGAUGAAUUCUUCAACUCCUACCUUACUCAAGCCUUGCAGUGGAUCGACACCAAAAAUGGUGGCCAAGAACAAUACCCAAGAAAAACGUCUCUCGAUGAAGCCCGAUGAUGUGAAAGACUAUUCUGAAGAGCAAAUACUGCCAGAGAAGAAGAGCGAAGCUACAGAAGUUGUGCCUGAUAUUCCUACUAAAGACAAUGGUCCAACUGAGGUGGAGAAACUCUCUGGGUCAGCCUCUAAAGAGCAUCCUGGCACAGAAAACUCGGCUGAAGAGUGUUCUGAUAAUAGUUGUGAGGAAGAUUGUUACGAGGAAGACGAGGAUGCAAUGGCACCCAAUGCACUAAUACUGAACUUUACUGAUUUGGAUUCAGUUCCAUCAGUAGAAAAGUUGAAUAAGAUCUUUAGCAGGUAUGGAGCUCUGAGGGAAUCAGAGACAGAGGUCAUGAAGAAAAGCAAAAAGGCCAAGGUGGUUUUCAAGAGAGGGGAAGAUGCAGAAACAGCAUUCAGCAGUGCUGGGAAAUACAGCAUCUUUGGGCCUUCCCUUCUCAGCUACAGGCUCAAGCAUGUUGCCCUUAAGCCAACCAACAGAGAUAGAAAACUAAACAACAAUACUAAAGUAGAUGCUUAAUCAUCAUCACUUUCCCCAAGUUCCGGCUUUUCCAGAUUCAUUUUACAGAGUCCUUAGGAAGCCAAAGAUGUGCAAAUGAGAAAGCUUUGGAUGUGAACAAAGAGAUGGGGGUGCAAGAGGGAAACACUUCAAGAGAUAGAUGUUUGAUGCCAAUGAUGUCUUUUUUUUUUUGGUCUUUUUGGGGUGAAGAAGAUUGUUAACCGCACUGUUGUUAGGAAUGUAAAGAAUGACAGAUUUACGUUCGUUUACGUGAUCAAGUUUUUUCCCCACCA
This is a messenger RNA of Tarenaya hassleriana, 2747 nucleotides long. RefSeq lists its product as uncharacterized. The coding region runs from base 124 to 2475 and encodes 783 amino acids. The transcript is spliced from 3 exons. Lineage: Eukaryota; Viridiplantae; Streptophyta; Magnoliopsida; Brassicales; Cleomaceae. The record is from RefSeq and is a predicted model, not a curated record.